CGCUCCUGGCGUUGUUCGGAAGCCGCUUUCCUUCCUCACAGUCACAGGCUCACCGCCGUCUUCCAACCUCGCCGGACGCGGCGGGCGCCUCCGCUCGUCCCCCACAGAUUCCAUUCUACCGGCGACCAGUCUCUCUCCUCAGAUCCACCCGUGCGCCCACCCUUAGCCCGUGUCUCGUCUCCAACACUCUUUAGGGUUCGUCGGUCCUGCGCUGAGGUGCAGUGGAGGCUUCUCUGAUUCUGCCCCUGCUCCUGCGCCGAGAGUAUGGCUGGAAGGCACACCAUCGUUCUCAUCCAACCAUCGCCAAACAAAGGGUCCAGAACUUUUAUGGACUUCAGUUCAGUCAACCAAGCACUGGACGGAAUCUGUGCCCGCUAUGAAAGGAAAAUCAUGGAUAUCAACCCCAUGGCCAGGAACUUCACUUAUGACAUCAAUGACCUGUACAAUUUCAUCGAUGGCCUCGCCGACAUAAGUGCACUAGUGUAUGAUCAUCAACUUCACGCUUUCCUGCCGUAUGACAGGCAGUGGAUAAAACAGAAGAUGUUUCAGCACCUCAAGACCCUGGCACGGAACUAGCCAUGUGCAAGUAUCUGUUUGUAGGUUCAGGUCGGUAUGAGAAACUUGAGAUCCAUGUGCUAAUUGUAAGGGUGAAAAAUGACAGAUUUGCUUUGCUAUCUGGUAUUCUGGUGUGACACCCUUUGUGCCUCUGAAUGAAUGGAUUGCCUUUGUGCCUCUGACCA
Lolium rigidum is the source of this 740-nucleotide messenger RNA. RefSeq names its product enhancer of rudimentary homolog. Lineage: Eukaryota; Viridiplantae; Streptophyta; Magnoliopsida; Poales; Poaceae. The record is from RefSeq and is a predicted model, not a curated record. The coding region runs from base 265 to 576 and encodes 103 amino acids. The transcript is spliced from 4 exons.